Molecule: messenger RNA, 4499 nt
Organism: Seriola aureovittata
Lineage: Eukaryota; Metazoa; Chordata; Actinopteri; Carangiformes; Carangidae
Gene: marchf7
Product: membrane-associated ring finger (C3HC4) 7
Exons: 11
Coding region: 1469-3871 (800 amino acids)
Molecular function (GO): zinc ion binding
Source: RefSeq, a predicted model, not a curated record
AAUGCAUUAAUAUGUUAUGGAUUUAGUCUCGUUAAUUUGUCACUUUUUGCUGAAACUGUCUCAAACGGAAAUCAGACAUCGUUUUUCUUAGCGCUGCUGAUUAACGUGAAUUUUCAGGACUUUUUAACGUCAGCGUGCAGAUGAUAAGCUAACCAGCUAGUUAGCUUACAGCUAACUGAGUUGCCAGCUCUGCCCAGUCGUCGGGAAACAACAGCCGAACUAUUCCGUUAGCGCAUCUGAACAGCCAGUGGCCAAGGAGGUGGUCAACAUUCAAUGACAGUUAACUUUGCAAAUCGUAAACACGCAAAACGGCCUUUUUUUUUAUUUGUUAGCUAACGUUAGCAGGUCACGUUAUUCUGUGGCUGUUGGACAUGAAAUGUAAGACGCUGCCCAGUAUCCUCGGCAAAACAACGGUUAUGUUAGUUUUCGAGCAGGAAACGUUCGCGGAAAUAACGUUAGGUUAAGGUUAGCACUCAUUAUUACAAUCAAAGUUAUCUAACGCUCGAUAAUCAGCAAGUCAAUAAGCUGACUAACAUUUUACCUUGUUUGCAAUUUGGUUGCGAGAAGAUGAAUUGCAAAUUAUCAAUAUUUAACAGAAGACGAACAAAAUAAUGGCUCACGUCGAAAACACAAGACAAAGUUAUUUUUUUAAACAAGUGACUUCUCAUUUCAGGCUAAACUGCCUCUGCUGAGACUAAAAAAAAAUUGAAUUAAGGUUCUGACUUACCUAUAUGGUUACUAAUGGGUGGUGAUGCUUGGCCAUUUGCCCAGGUUAGUGUACGACGCACGAGUUAACUUCCGCCAGUGAGGGGAAACUUAAAUGACAAAUGUAAAAAAAAAAAAAAAAAAAAACGGUACUAUUGUUAAAAUGUGUUAGACAUCUCAUUAUCUGAUCUGAUCUGAUUGAUUUUAAUACUUGUGAAAGCCAAAUUAAUUAAUUAAUUACUUAAAAAAAAAAAAAAAAGAAUCACAGAUUUCACUGCCUUUUCCCCAUCUACACCAUAUCAGACCAGAUGUAUUUAUCCAAGGUCACCACACCUUCAAAUUGUUGCAUAGACACACAUACUAGUAGUGAACCACAGCAACACGUCUGUAACCACGAUAUGCAAAAUAUUUAGUGCAUAUCUUGUAUUUUCAUUGUCCUCUAAAGACUUUUGUUCCAUGAAAUUGUAUGUUCGUUGUUAAUUAAUAAACCCGUUGUGUUUCCCUGAACUUCUUGUGUUCUGUUGUGGGUGCUUAAAAGGUUUGAGUGCUGUGUUAGAGUUAAAAAGGUUUUUGUUAUCUGGCCUUAUUUACUGCUGUUCAUUUCAGUCUGACAGGCUGCUGGCUUGCUGAGCUAUCUUUGACCACAGGUGCUGUAGCUAAUGUCCAUGGAUCCAUAUCACUACCAGGGAGUAACUCAAACUGUAUCACCUUAUGUCAGAAACUCUCAACUCUCCUUUUCAGGUCCUCUGGUUCAAGGAAAUCCAUGAUGGACUCCAGGUCUCGGAGACUUCCCUUUUGUCUGUCCGGCUCAAGGUCGUCCUACACAUCCAGUCCAACAGUCUCCUCCUCAUCUCUGGGCUCCAGUAGGUUAUACAGCCGAGAGACGGUGCUGAAUAAUGACCGCUUCCCAAGGGCAUCAUCAGCUUACAAAACAGACCUGGAGCAACAGAAUUCUCGCCUCCUGAGCUCAUCCAGAGACUACAGCAGCUCUGACAGUCGCUCCACCAGCUGGAAGUUACCCACUUCUCUGACGUCCUCCAGCAGAUCUUAUGAUCGCCCGUGGGUUGAAUCCUCUCUGAGCAGCAGGAGCAAACUGACUGAUUCUGAGGGGAGGUUGGGGAUGCGCUCAGGUUUGUUGAACGCCAGUGAUGAUGGUGAUUCUAAAAGGGCCAAACUGUCAUACAGCAACAGAGGACUGUACUCAAGGACGCCCAGCACCUCAGUUACAGGAUCCACCUAUUCCAGCAGUGGGCUCAGCAGUGGCAGAGGUAUAAGUGAAAAACAAAAUGACACGUUUGAUUCAUCAUGGAGCUCAUGCCGUUUUCUCUCACGGUCAUCGUCCUCCUCCUCAAAGCCGUUGUUCUCCAGGAGAGAGCAGGAGACAAAGAACGAGCCCGGUCUUUCAAGUUUGGGAAAUGGAAGAAUCAGGACGCCUGGAGUGGCUUCCUCCUUAUAUCAGACAGACAGGGUGACCUCCACAUAUGCACAGGGAGCUCGGCCUAAAGAGUCUGCUUACUCAUCCUCCUCUUCCUCCUCCGCUGCCAGAGAAAGCUCCCUAAAUCGCCACCUCUCAUCCUCCACCUCUCACCGGUCUUCUCCUCUGGUGCGCGACUUCAGCAGCAGAACCACAACCCGUUACGGCUCCUCCACCCUCCACUCAUCUCAGGAACAAACAGGAAACCCUGAAUCUCCCUCAGAUAUCUCCUCCUCUUACUCCUCUUACACCCCCUGGUACCCCACUCCCCAGGCCAGACCACAGGCGACACUCCCUCCAAGGCCGGCCCCCGAAGGCGGUGAGCCAGAGGGCCGUAGCUCCACGCGAAGGCUUUUGUCCCGUCUAUUUUCGCGGCGCUCCAGCCAAGACUCUUCUAGUGGCUCUUCCAGUGUUCGCUCGCUUGAUGAUGACAGUCCGUCAACUGGUGGAGAGUCUGUGGACAGUGAUGAGGGAGCCAGGAUGUCUAGUCUGGACCCUGACGCUGGAGGGUCAGAGACGACCUUGGGUAGCCUCAGGAAUCGUAGAGCAGACCUCGCCCCUAUCCAGGAAAACAACAGUGAUGGUUAUCGUAGCGGCCUGGCUAGGUCCAGAAUGGCAUCAUGGAGAGAGCCUGGUGUUGGUAGUAGUAACAACACCAGCAGCAGUGGAGCAGGUGGCAGCUCCUCCUGGCUUUCCUCCUCUCUCCGAGGCCGCUGCCCUCCACUACUCGCUCGCCUCAGAAGACAUGCGAGGGACAAUGAGAGUGCACACUCAGCCGCAGGCUUAGAAGAAGGCUUCAGCCAUCCACAGCAUGUACUGAGAAGGUGGGACAACCUUGAGCAUAAAGCAUCACAGGAGGAUGAUGAGGAUGAGGAUGAGGACGAGGAGGAUGAGGACGAGGAUGAAGAUGAGGAUGAGGAGAAUGAAGAAGAGGAAGGAGCAGUUGGUUUAGAGGCCUUUGGAGCAGGUCAUCCCUGCAGACUGGAGAAUGAAACAUUACCUGAACUUGAAGAUGCCUCAGUUGAAUUUUCGCCACGCAACAGAAUGGCACUAUAUGAAAACAUUUCAGUUACUAGGGGUCCAUUGAGUGGUGUUGAGAGCCAGCUGGACAGCCAGAGGGAAAAGCCCAUCUCCGGUAGGGAUCAAGAAAAGCUGCGCAAGAUCAAGGAGAGACUGCUUCUGGAGGAUUCUGACGAGGAAGAAGGCGACCUGUGCCGUAUCUGCCAGAUGCGGGAGGAAUCAGCAUCAAACCCCUUGAUUCAGCCUUGCCGCUGUACAGGCAGCCUCCAAUACGUCCACCAGGAAUGCAUCAAGAGGUGGCUUCGCUCCAAAAUCGGCUCAGGUACAAACCUUGAGGCCAUCACAACAUGUGAACUCUGCAAGGAGAAACUGCGCUUAAACAUAGACAACUUUGACAUUAGGGAGCUGUACAAGACACAUGUGCAAUCAGAAUAUGAUGAGUUCAUCAGCAGCGGUCUCUAUCUGGUGGUGCUGCUGCAUUUCUGCGAGCAGAGGUUCUCUGAUGUCCUGGGAGCCGUCGAUGCAGCUGGGUUAUUCAACCUGGUGAGAAUCCUUCAUGAACACAUGGACAAUCUUGAAAGCCCCCAUGGAGAAAGUGAUGAGGAGGUGCGAGACAACAGACCGUCGAUUGAGUUUUCUGACCUGGAUGACGAUCUUGAAGAGGAGUACUAAUUAUGUGAAUGUGGUGGAAUGAGGGUCAAAAAAGUGGGUCAGAUUACCUGCAGUUGCAGGGCUACACCAUACCAUAUGGUAGCUCACCCCGUUUUCACAUAUGCUUUGACAUCGUCACGGUCAUCUGAAAUGCAAGUGAGAAAUGCCAAGUGCACAGAACAUGUCUUGCCUUUGUUGCAGGUGGCUUUUGCAAAUAUGCAAACUUGAAUUGAACUAGUGAGUAAAACAUUCUGUCUGACACCACUGUAUUUCUGUUUCUAUGAGUGCACUUUAUUCACUUAUAAUUAAAUAAAAAUGCAAGUCUUUUUAACUGUUAUACCACAAGUGCUUUAAUGUUGAAGUAAGGAAGGAAUAGAAUAGAAGGAACACAGAGAUGAGUGUGGAUUUGUACUUACGUUCUGAUGGUAAGACGGAUGCUUUUGGGAGAGAACAGAAAGAGUGGCGAUUAUUUACUUUUGUUGUCUGUUUUCCCCUGACUUUUCACACCGAAUUAAAAAGGAAAAAAAAAAAAAAUAGGACUUACCCAUCAACAAAUUUUCUUCAUCUAUGUUUCAGUGUUUGAAAUGCUUUAUGUAUGUACAAAUCUAGUUUCAUGCUCUUAAUUUUGGGAAUAAAGAUUGAAUGCAGA